AUGACUACGCCUGAUUCGCGGGAUAGGAGGUAUUGCUGUUCGUCUGAGAUUGUAAUGUCUUGGGGGUUCGGAGCAUCAGCACCCGAGCAGGCUGAACAUUCGCAUGUAGCGCAGUCUAGAAUCUACCUACACUUCACCAUAGGUCUGUUUGUACAGUACCUGCUCCCUCGGAUUGAUUACCGCAUUUCUCAGCAAUGUAUAAUACUCGAGCUUUCGUCUGGCAGUAAUACGUGGUUUGGUGCAGGCACCCGUGGAGGCCGGUUCAUCCCGGUAGUAUGCAGUAUCGGUCAAGAAUUUUUCCCGAUACAUUGCGCCUAUCACCAUGGCUCCUGCAUAUCUACGUCCUUUGCAGUUGGCCGUCACCUACUCCUAGGGCUGCCAGUUGCAAAAUCAGGACACUCACCACUAUUGCGAUUAUCAAUCAGAACCAUGGCUCCACUCAAUGAAAUGUUGACGCAUGCCCUUCUCGACGAGGUUAACUCAUUCUGGUUUCGUCACAUGCCAGACCCCGACAGCAUCAUCGCCCCAGAUGUAGCAGAUGCGGGGCCGUGGUUUUCCGCCACUGAGGAUUUCGACAAGGAAUGCAUCGAGAAGUUUGGUCCAGUCCUGGAUACUAUCAAAACAACCAAACCGAGUGCUGAUGAGAUUCUCGCCACUGCAAAUCCUGCCACCGCUCUGCAUUGGAUGAGCUUGAUCAUUCUCUUGGACCAACUUCCUCGCAACUGCUAUAGAGGCCCUGGAGUUGGUAUUGCGUAUAGCUUCUUCGAUCCUCUCGCACUGGCUAUCUCGUUACAAGCAAUUGAACGCGGUAUACCAAACGAUCCAGCUGUUCGCUUCCGGCUCGCGUACAAGUUCUGGUUUUGCAUGCCAUUGGAGCAUUCGGAAGAGCUGAAGAUCCAGGAAAAGCUGAGCAAUGAGCACGCUAACAUGUGGGGGGAGAUUGACAACCUGAUCGAGAGUCCCGAGGGUGAAGCAAACAAAGAAUUGGCGCAAUAUUGUGCGGCGUUCAACAAGAGACGAGAGAGUUAUGAGAGGUUCAAGGGUACAAUACAGGGUAUUUGCGAUAGUCACAUGCACCAGAUCCGGUCUUUUGGCCGUUACCCUUAUCGCAACGAGCGGCUAGGUCGCGUUUCGACGAAGGAAGAGUUGGAGUAUCUCAACCAGAAGCCAUAG
Plenodomus lingam JN3 is the source of this 1173-nucleotide messenger RNA. RefSeq lists its product as uncharacterized. The record is from RefSeq and is a predicted model, not a curated record. NCBI's taxonomy places the organism in Eukaryota, Fungi, Ascomycota, Dothideomycetes, Pleosporales, Leptosphaeriaceae. Gene Ontology annotation, molecular function: protein binding.